Messenger RNA from Mytilus trossulus (common blue mussel), 879 nucleotides. RefSeq names its product E3 ubiquitin-protein ligase TRIM33-like. Gene Ontology annotation, molecular function: zinc ion binding. Lineage: Eukaryota; Metazoa; Mollusca; Bivalvia; Mytilida; Mytilidae. The transcript has 2 exons. The record is from RefSeq and is a predicted model, not a curated record. Bases 1 to 879 code for a protein of 292 amino acids.
AUGGCCUCAUCAGGUGGAGACAAUUGCACUCUAUGUUAUGAUGAUGAUGAAACUUCUACAGAAGCUGUCACAUGGUGCACAGAAUGUGAGGUGCUCCUAUGUACAGGCUGUGAAAAACAUCACACAAAAUCAAAAGCAUCUAAAGACCAUAAAACUAUGUCGACUAAAGCCUACCAUAACUUACCAACAUUCAUGAAAGAUAUAAGCAGUCAGUGCAGAGACCACAAGAUGAAGUUUGAGCUUUAUUGUUCUCUCCAUGCCUGUCCCUGCUGUGUGCAGUGCAUCACUGAUAAUCACAAAAAAUGUCAAGACCUAAAACCGCUGUCAGAUAUUCUGAAGCAAGUAAAAUCAUCUGCCUCAGUUCAACUUUUUGAAAAAGAUUUAAAGAAUGUAAAGGAAAACUUAGAGGAGAUCAUAAAAUAUUUGAAAAGCCGGAUGAACACAAACCAUAGCCAGAAAACAAAGGCUGCACAACAAAUUCGAUCUAUGAGGAAGUCCAUGGAUGAUUUCUUAAACAAAUUAGAACAAAAAAUUCUUGAUGACCUAGAAUUGAAGCAUACACAGCUGAAAUCUAAGAUGAACGCUUUACUGCAACAACUGAAAACACAAGACAAUCAGAUAAACCAAUUGCAAAGUGAUUUUUCUAAAAUGACACAAUAUGCAACUGAGCUUCAAAUGUAUGUUGGUCUGAGAGAAAUAGAGAAAACUACGUCAGAAGCAGCAAAAUACAUAGAUGAAUUAAAAAGUGGAGAUCAAUUUGGAGGAAAAGAACUUAGAGGAUAUACCUACCAGACAGUACUGGUAGAUACAGAAAAGAAAAAAGUCAUUCAAACAAUUCAACUUUCUGAUGAUUGUUCUGGAGUAGCAAGUGAUAGUUAA